This is a messenger RNA of Colletotrichum navitas, 1977 nucleotides long. RefSeq lists its product as uncharacterized. The record is from RefSeq and is a predicted model, not a curated record. Lineage: Eukaryota; Fungi; Ascomycota; Sordariomycetes; Glomerellales; Glomerellaceae. The transcript is spliced from 2 exons. Bases 181 to 1602 code for a protein of 473 amino acids.
AGAGUUUGCUACAGGCCAUUACAGCAAUCCGCACAGCUCUCCGCCGCCGCAUCGCGUCGCGCCGCGACACCACGACUCGAAACCCCCCAUCUUAAAUCCGUCCUCGACUGCUUCGAGGCUGGGAGCGCGAGCCGAAGCCAUUGCGACACUGGUUUCCAGUCGCCGCCGCUCGCCGACAGCAUGUUCGGCAUCUUGGGUGCCCGCGACCGCAACGACGGCACGGAGGAAUAUGCCUCGUUCGACGAGCUGUUCGCCGCACUCAAGUCGCGCAUGCAGAAAGACGGCUACAAGGUCGUCAAGUCGCGCACCCAUCGCAACAAGGUCGGCGGCACCUACGAGAAGGGCAGCGAGGUCGUCCGAUGCGACCUCGUGUGCGACCGAGGUGGACAGCCGUACAAGUGCACCGCGACGCAGCUCAAGACGUCGACGAAGAAGACCAACUGCCCGUGGAAGGCCAAGGCCGUGAAUCGCAAGACCUUGGGGAAAUGGAUCUUGACAAUCAUAUGCAGCGAACAUAACCAUGAGGCACGAACCCCCGACCCGCCGACCGACGAGGAAGAUGCCGAUGCAGAGGGAGACGCCGACAUUGUCCAGGACGCACCAGCUGUUUCUGAAGUACAGAGUUCUGGCCCGGCGCCAGAUCCUACGACAGCUGCCCUACUCGCAGUUGUCGGCGUUACGCCUAACACGAUGCGACUUACCGGCGACGUCUUCCACAACUUCAAAACAGAAUAUCGAAAAAUGUCGAAGCCAGAACGGUUAGGCAUACUUGCACAGUUGCAACUACGUAUAGCGGCCAUUUACGCUGUCGAGAACGAAGACAUGCAGAGGCAAGAACGGCAGGCCAGACAGGAGAAGAAGCAUCAAGAGAUUGAAGAGAACAGACGUAAGUCGCAAAGCGCGCAACAGCAACAACCACAGCAACAGCCACAGUCACAGCAGCAACCACAACAGCCGCAGGCACAACAGCAACAACAGCAGCAACAGCAACCACAGCAACCACCACAGCAACCACCACCACCACAGCAGCAGCAGCAGCAGCAGCAGCAGCAGCAAGCGAUGCCUCAACAACAGCAUCAGCUUCAGCAUCAACAGGUACAGCAACAACAACAACAACAACACCAGCAGCGUCAACAGCACCAACAGUCGCAAGUGCAGAAUCAUAAUCAUAACCACAACCACAACCACGUCCAGCAACAGUUGAACCAGAUGUCUCGGGACGGCAUGACGGGGAUGCCAAAACACCCGUUCGAACAGAACCCCCACGAUGAGCACGUCCAGUAUCGGGACCGCCAAGCUGAGAUGGAGGAAAGGAACCAGAGGACAAUGCAGAUGCGCGGGCAGCAAAUGAACAACGCAUUCCAGCAGAACGCCGUCCAGCAAACGCCCAUCCCGGUGCCCCAGUUCGGCAUACAGUCCGGCAUGCAGUCGGCGCCACCCAAUGCAGCAGUGUUCCGCCACUACGCGGGGACGCCGGUCAACAACGCCGUUCCGCAGGGAGGUGCCGGGGGUUCGCCGGCCACCGGGUCGAAGCGGCGCGGCCGGCCCAAGAAGACAAACAUGGAUCAGAGCCUCGACGCCAGUCUUCACAUGACGAGGUAGCAGUGGGGGCCCGAGAGGGCCAAGAAGAGAGCAGUAAUGCGCCAGAAGUAGGCAGGCUCGGUAUUUAAUAUGAACCGGGGGAAGGGCGGAGCGGGCUUAGGUAUGGAUGACUACGUACGACUGGGAGGAUUUGGGGAAUGGCGUUUAUAGGGAGAUCAGUGCAGCAGCUGACUGGACAUGCUUUCUUUCUUAUGUUUGAAAAAGCACACAUAUAUGGAGAGAGGUGGAAGAGGAUCCGCAAGGAUGACUUGCCCUCGGUAGUUUUUGUUUUUCCCCCCAUCAUCUGAACAUACCUAGAGAGGAGGCUUUCCUGUCUUAUCUGUCAGUACCUAUGCUCUCGCUACCUAACAGAGUCUUCCUAUGGCCUCGCCCACG